This is a messenger RNA of Pipra filicauda (Wire-tailed manakin), 2295 nucleotides long. It is a transcript of the gene ANKRD16, whose product is annotated as ankyrin repeat domain 16. The transcript has 10 exons. Gene Ontology annotation, molecular function: protein binding. NCBI's taxonomy places the organism in Eukaryota, Metazoa, Chordata, Aves, Passeriformes, Pipridae. Bases 456 to 1598 code for a protein of 380 amino acids. The record is from RefSeq and is a predicted model, not a curated record.
AAGGGAAAUCCCUGGAUUUCCAACUGUUUUCUGGUUUUCCUAAGAGAAAGAGGGAUUUUUCUAGUUUUCCUAAAGGGAAUGGGAAUGUCUGUGUUUCCAGAGGGGGAGAGGCUGCUUUCUAGUUCUCCCGAGGGAAGAUUAAAUUCCUGUUUUUCCUGAGGGAGACGCCGAUUCCAGGUUUCUCAGGUGGAAAAGGAGAAUCCUGUUUUUCCCGAGGGAGUGGCUAUUUCCUUGUUUUUCCAAGGGAAAAAGGAAGUUUCUGGUUUUCGAAAAUUCCAAGUUUUUCUGAAGGAAAAGGAAAUUUCUCUUUUUCCUGAAGGAUGGUCCAUUUUCUGACAACUCCUGAGGGAAGAAAAGGAAUUACAGAUUUUCUGGAGGAAGAGGCAGGUUCCUGGUCUUCCUGAGUGAAAAGGAAUUGCCUGGUUUUCCUGGGGAAAAAAGAGGACGCCGGGUCCAUGGCGGAGCGGGAGAGGCCGCGGCGGCUCCUGCGGCUGGUGCAGGAGGGGAGGCUGGAUCUCCUGAGGGACGAGCUGCAUCCAGAGGACAUUCCAGAGGCAAGGAGCCGGCGCUGGGGACGCCUGGGGGACACCCUGCUGCACCACGCGGCGCGGCUGGGACACAGGGACGUGCUGGAAUUCCUGGUGCGGGAGCUCGGCAUGGACGUGGAGGUGGCCAACGGGGACUACAAGAGGCCCAUCCAUGAGGCGGCUUCCAUGGGGCACGGGGAAUGCGUGUCCUUCCUCCUGGAGCGCGGGGCCAGCGUGGACUGCCUGAAGAAGGGCGACUGGACUCCCCUCAUGAUGGCUUGCACCAGGAAAAACCUGGAGGUGAUCAGAUCCCUGGUGGAGCACGGAGCCAACCCGCUGCUGAGGAAUAAGGAUGGCUGGAAUUGCUUCCACAUUGCCAGCAGGGAGGGGCAUCCCGAGGUGCUCCGGUACCUCCUGGAUGUGUCCCCAGGGAUCUGGGACACGGAGAGCACCAUCAGGAGGACACCCCUGCACACGGCAGCCAUGCACGGCUGUUCCCAGGUCGUGGAGCUGCUCCUGGAGCGGUGCCACUACCGACCUGACAGCAGGGACAAGUGUGGAGUCACUCCCUUCAUGGAUGCAAUCCAGAACGGGCACCUCGACAUCGCCCGGAUGCUCCUGGAAAAACACCAGGCGUGUCCCACAGCCAUGGAUGCCCUGGGAGCUCAGGCCCUGCACAGGGCAGCUGUGACAGCCCAGGAUGGAUCCAUCCAGUUCCUGGUGUCCGAGCUGGGGGUGGAUGUCAAUGGAAGAGCCACUUCCCUGCGGAUCCCGGCCCUGCACUACGCGGCCAAGAGGCUAAUUGAUGGCAUUGAAGAAUUCCAGGAUCAGGAAGGACACGGACACACCAUCCUGACGCUGCUGUCCCUCGGCGCCGAUCUCCGGGCUCAGGACGGGAAGAGCCGUUCCGCCCUGCACGCGGCCGUGGCCGGGCAGCAGGCGGAGGCCACGCGGAUCCUGCUCCGUGCCGGGCUCCGGGACACUCCGGAUGGCUCGGGAAUGCUGGCCCAGCAGCUCGCCAGGAAGCCAGAGGUCAUCCAGGUGUUCCAGGAAUCCCAGGUCACCACGUGAGGCACGAGGAACGGGAGGAGCCCGGUGGAUUUUCGGCCGGCGCGGGCUGAACUUCCUCCUGGUGCAGCUCCCGGAGCAUCCAAACAGCUGAGGCUGCAGCUUCCUGCAGGGAAAUAUCCAAGGAAGAUGCCACCUCGUGGGACCUGCCUGGCUCCUGCUGGGACAUUCCCGCACCGUGGACAUCCCGAAGGAGAAGAUCCACCCGGAAUGUUGAGUUUUAUGGCCCUUCAUGGACCUGCUCUCCACUAAAUUCCUUUAACUGCCAUCUCUUUGGACAAGGACAGGGAAUCUUCAAGCUGCAUCAACCUUUUGGGAUCCCAAAGCUGAUCCCAAAUCUUGCUGGAAUCCAUAGUGGGACCUCAGCCUUGCAAUGACAUUGAGGGUCUUUGGAUCGGGCUGAAAAAAAAAGGAGCUGGAAUUGCAAAUUCCAUAGAAACACGGACUGCCCUUGUUUGUGCCUAAUGCCAGGGGGGAAAACCAACAGGAUUCUGCUUUUUUGGGGUAGGAGAGGUGGAAAAUCAGGCAGGGAGUGAGUUGAGUGGUCUUGUUUCUCCAUCUGUGGAGAAGGAGGAGAAAUUCUUCCCCAGGAGGAAAAAGGAAUUGCUGAAGGUGCUGGUGGGUGGUGGGAGCUGGAUCAGUCCCUGGCUGGGCAAGGGAGUGCUUUUAUCCCUAUAAAAAUCCCAAAUCAUUCCAUAAA